AUGUCCGAAGAGGAGCCCAAGACCAACCAUGGCAGCUGCCACUGCAGCAACUUCGCCUUCACCGUCAAUGUCCCCAAGAUCAACAGGGGCGCAAGAUGCAACUGCUCCCUCUGCCACCGCAAGGGCUACUUCUGGCUCAGCGUGACCCCCGAGCAGUUCAAGGCGGAUGAGGGCACGGGCGAACUAGCCUCUAAGAAGGUGGAUGAGAGUUUUAUUGCGGUGAAUUUGAAUACCGUCAAGGAUCUUGAUAGGAAGGCCCCCGAGGUUAAGGCGGCCCGACAUAUCUACAACUGCAGCAUCUGCACCAUUCACGCCAACGUCAUAUCCUACCACGAGCGCCACCACUACCAAAUCACCGGCAUCGAGAACACAACCGCCUAUUUCAUGGGCGACAAGUGGAUCGCGCACCGGUUCUGCAAGAGGUGCGGGACACCCGUAUGUCUAGAUACCCAGACCGGGCCGCCGGCGCAUGUGCUCGCCAAGAUCCCGGAGUUCUACCACCCGAGGCUGAAGGCGUAUCCGACGAACUUGAGGGUGAUUAAUGGGUUGGAUUGGAAGGAGUUGGGGAUAAAUGAGUUGGCGCCAGGUCAGGGGGCAGAUGCAAAUUGA
Pseudogymnoascus destructans is the source of this 609-nucleotide messenger RNA. RefSeq lists its product as uncharacterized. NCBI's taxonomy places the organism in Eukaryota, Fungi, Ascomycota, Leotiomycetes, Thelebolales, Thelebolaceae. The record is from RefSeq and is a predicted model, not a curated record. Bases 1 to 609 code for a protein of 202 amino acids. The transcript is spliced from 4 exons.